Daphnia magna is the source of this 2564-nucleotide messenger RNA. Its product is annotated as mucin-5AC. The record is from RefSeq and is a predicted model, not a curated record. NCBI's taxonomy places the organism in Eukaryota, Metazoa, Arthropoda, Branchiopoda, Diplostraca, Daphniidae. The coding region runs from base 102 to 2213 and encodes 703 amino acids. The transcript has 6 exons.
CCGGAUCACAAAUAAAAAAGUCUGCUGGGUGGACCCGGUGCUCCCCCCCUCCCCCUCAUUUUUCCUUUAGGUCCAUCCCUCACUAGGAAAGUGAAGUUACCAUGGUAAUGGCAUGGGCCCUUGUGUAUAUAUACAAGAGAAAAGAAAACGGGCGCCACAGCCGGGAAAAAAAGCACCGCGAUAAAAGAUCACAGAAAACAAAAAAGCCGGGGCGCCCGUCAAGUCAGUGUCCGGCAGUCCUUCAGUGUGUCCAGCAGCAAUUUCCAAUCCGUUUGAGCGAAAGUGUUCCAUUUGCUUCUUUGGCUACGUGGAAGAUGAACAUCUCCGCAUUUUGCCGUUCAUUCGCCAUCGUCGCCGCCCUUUUACUCGCCUCAGGGUACUGCGCCGAAGAUGUAACGGGAAGCGAACCACCGACUUCUGAAGCCGCCACGACUCCAGUGACGGAGGAGAAUAGUGUUGGAACACAAACGGUGACGACCUCGUCAAUGCAAACACUUGGCUUGGAUGUCACGGAUGCCUCUACUGCUGAUUCAUCACAAUCACCAGAGAAUAACAAUCAAACAGAAACUGAUCUAGCAGAGAUUGCUCUCACCACGUCAGUGGCGCAACCCUCAGAUGUUCCAGUUACUGUUUCGGAAGAGACGAUCGCCACGAAUCAACAGGAUGCGGCUUCACCUGAGCCAUCUGUUAGCGGUUCUCCAGUAGAAGGAACAACUUUGGCGAUUCUACCGGAGACGACCGUGACCGUUCAAUCAACAAGUUCCACGACAAUUAGACUGACAGAGAAACCGAUAUCGACGUCUAGCGUUACUGGAAUGAUCAAUGUUGAUCAUUCGGCAGCUGGCAAUGCGAGUUCCUCUACGAUAACAACAGCUACUCCUUUGAAUAGUUCAAUCGAUUCUACAACUUCGACCUCGGUCUCACCAACGACAACAAAUCCUGGAACGACUACAAGGAGACCUACCAGGAGCCCUAGGACGACGACUCAGAGGCGGUCGUCAACGACUACGGCGCCUCUACACGAAUGUGUGACAUCGACAACUUGCCUCGAUCCGAAUGCCCAUUGCGUUAAUUUUGGAGGACAUAACACCUGUGAAUGUCGUAUGGGAUUCCGCAAGAGUUCGCCAAUUGGAAGGUGCGUGUUGAUCGCUUCGCCGUCCACGACGACGACGCUACCACCUACGACAACUUUUUCUACGCCAGAAAUGGGGACUCUGACGAAUUCGAAUGAUCCAAAUGUGAACGUGACGAGCUCUCCCUCGGAGAGCAGUUCAACCGUCCCGCCUAUGCCGCCUUUAAAAAAUCGGAGAGAUGCCGUUCGACUGGCUUCGAAUCUGAGCACCAGAGAAAAAAUGGAUGUGGUUUCUAUUUCUUUUCAGCCAGCUUCCAGUGUGGUUGAAUGGUUACUGACACAAGAUCUUCCAUUCCGCAAAGCUAUUGCAAAAAUCUUAACCUCUACAAACUUCACCAUAGUGGAAGAUACAGAGACAACUAAGACACUGAACAUUUCUGAGAAUGAGAUCUUAUAUGUGGCACCAUCACCACAAUUAACUGCAGAAGGCCUGCUAGUCUGCUUUCUAGUCCAGGAUAAAGAAAAGGUCACUCCCAGACACCAUUCGGUUAGUGGCGGCCUCGUUGCACGUCGUAAGAGAGAAACGAAUUCUAUGGACGAAAUUUCCACUGGUUAUCUACCCUCUGUAUGGAUUACCACAGCUAUCCGAAAUAGUCAACAUCACUUGGAAGCAACGCUGAACCAAACGGUUUCCUCCCUCUACGGUGGGAUAAUCCCGUAUCAACUUCUUUCAGUUGAGCAACUUGCUGCGGCUUCCCUUUUCGAGCGACGCUUGGAUAUCUUCAUUCCACUUAUCCUGGUGGCCGCUCUCGGUUUCAUGGGCCUGGCUGUCAGCUUAGUUUGCAUUCGCGCCAAGACAAGAUCUAUGGCCACCUGGGAUCCUCCAGCCGGAGUGGUUUUCGGAAAGACUAGUAUUAACAGAGAAAGCAGAGAAGAUCCAUUGGGUUGUACGAGCAAACCCGAUUCUACUGGUAAUCAUUUAGCCACAGAUGAACAAUGUCGCGAUGGUGAAGAGCAGCUUAUGAAAAAUUCGUCCGAAAUCCAUGCAGAUGAUGACGUUUGGGUUGUGCCUUACGAGGAUGGCCCUCCACAAGGAAAUCCUGGACAUAUGAAAACCCAAUACGAAGACACAAAGCUUUAAAAAAAAAAUAACGUUUAAGAAAAACUAUCCGGUGUAAUUUUCUUAGCAGAACAAUCCCGGCAAUAUGUUGUCAGUCGAGUCAUCAAAAGCCAUACCAUCCCAAUUGUGUGUUUCCUUUUUUUUAAAUUCUGAAGUAGAUACGUUCAACUAUGUGUAGACAUUAGUUAUUAAUUGCGAAAUUUAUUUCCUUUAUCGUAGAUGCAUGCUUUGUCCCUUUUAAAAUUUUAUGUACAGAAUCAAAUUCCAUUUAAGUUUCUUACACAGAAAAAUCCAGUGCUAUUUGGAAGCGUAAUUUUUUUGCAUGUGAGACAUUGGAAAACGUGUACGAAUACAAAAAUGAACGACCAACAA